AUGUCAGGUGAAGCAUCGCCGUCAAGACAGUUGAGCGAAAGCCUGGGUCAAUUCCAUAUAAGCUCGCCGUCCAAAUUCAAAGCUUAUGCAAAAAAUAAUGAAUUCAAGGACGCUGAGUUCGACUCGCAGCUCAAACCUACUGACACAAAGAAGAGCUACAUAGAAAAGCUGGGCAACUGGUCAGUGAACUACGCUACAGUUCAACAUCGUGAGACUGAUGACGAGAAUAGAUCACCACCCCAAUGGAAGCAGUAUAUGGAGCUACAAUCAGCUCAAAAGGCACCUCAGGAAACCCAAUCACAUGCAGACCUAAUAGUGACCUCUUCGCUUAGCGACAUAUCGCUUAUACCGACAAAUACGUUCAAGAAUCGUGGUCAAAGGCCGCAUCUUGAAGAAUCAGAUGAUCCAGCUCGCGAGGCCCUCGGUGUGUUUGACAAUGUUCUCAGGCACCAGAGAUCGACGUAUCUAAAUGGCACAGAACCAUCUGCUGCGGAUGCGGUCAACCGGCAUGGGGAGAAUAGUAACAAAGAAUUUAACGACGACGAAUAUGAAACAACGUCCAAUUCAUCCUACGAUUCGAUAAACGAUACAAUGUCAUCUCCCAGCUUGCGGCAAGCACAAAAGACCAACCCGAUACCGUCGUCGUCUUCCGAAGCGCAGCCGUCGGAGCCUCGACAGGGACUUAAACUAAUCACACCCGAGGAUGCAGGAAUGGUUUUCAACUAUAAAGAAGGUGUUUGGGAUCAGCCUUCAACGAAUGUAGACGCAUCCACAAGUGGCGCGCAAACCUCGACGUUGGAAAACGACGACAAUUCAUCGAGCAAAAUUGUGUCAUUCAAACUUCCGCGCGUACGCGCACAGGAGGCAUCUGGCGUUGCAGAGGCAUCCUUGGACGCCUCUGUGGACGAUACACCGUUGUCGACGCCCAAAGUCGACAGUAAGUUUCUCAUGCGUCCGCGCGCCAUGAAGGCAUCGACGAAAGCUGCCGCGCAGACAGGAGCUGACACAACGAUAAACCUCAUGGAUAACGUAACGAACGUGUCAGAACUGGACACCUCGUACCGCCUGACGAAGGGAGCCGUGAUGUCCGCGCUGGUCGACGCGAUCCCUCGGAAGGAAUCGUGGGAUCACGUGAUCUCGGUCGACCUUUCGGACCGUACACUUGAGAGUCUUGUGGGCAUGGACCGUCUAGUACCCGCGCUGCAGGUUCUCGACGUCAGCCACAACCGCCUCAACUCGCUACAGGGCGCACCGCAGCGCCUGCUGGCGCUACGGUGCGCACACAACAAGCUCGCUGCCUAUUGCAACCUGGACGAGCUGCCGCACCUUGAGACAGUUGAUCUUUCACACAAUGCACUCAGCACCAACCUCUCUCUACUGAGUGGAUGCCUUCACCUCCGCCGUGCUGAUAUGUCCCACAACGCGAUUACAUCGCUGCGUGGUCUUGGCCGCGCUGCGCUCGACACGCUGCGCGUCGCGCGGAACCGCGUAAUCGGGGCACUCGACUUCGCAGACCUGGUCUCGGACGACAGCUCCUCCUGGAUGCAACUGCGCGAGCUGGACCUCAGCGGCAACAAGAUCACUAGCCUCAAGAAUCUACAUCUUCUACGUGAGCUGCGAGUUCUACGGCUCGACGGCAACCCGCUGGAAACGCUCCAGGGAAACUCCAGUUCCUCACUGCGCACUUUAACAUUGCGUAAUUGCACAGCCUUGCGCGAGCUUGGCGACUUUCCGCGGCUACGUGUGCUCCGCAUGCACGGCGGCAGUUUUGCCGCCCAUGCACUGCCUGAGUUACUGGAGGAGCUGGAACUUACCGGGUAUCGUAGUCAGGACGCGGCCGAUACCGGCCCGGGAUCUAAUCGCACACUUACAAACCCGUCUCCAGAAACCACCCUGUUACCCGGUCUGCUCCCUCCUUUCCUGCGUAAACUCGAGCUAGUAGCGGGCGCGCACCGCGAGUUACCGGAGCGUCUUCAAAUCCGGUGUCCGGGUCUCCACACUUUGGUCGUGCGUGACAACCAGCUCACAAGCGCGCACGCAUUGUUGGAACGACUACCGAUAAACCUGCGUGUGUUGGAUCUCCGCGGCAACCCAUUGGUCCAAUUCGCCAACGACGCUGAGCGGGACCGAUUUCUGCGCAUGGUCAGUCUCGCUUUGCCGACGCUUUCCCGCAUGCUGGUGUAA
Molecule: messenger RNA, 2184 nt
Organism: Lachancea fermentati
Lineage: Eukaryota; Fungi; Ascomycota; Saccharomycetes; Saccharomycetales; Saccharomycetaceae
Source: the annotation of a GenBank genome assembly